AUGACUCAGCCGAGUUACUAUGUCAGCAAAUAUGCCGGUGAAUUCUGCAAACUGGUGGUCGAAGGUGACAUCGGAAAGGUUAAAUCGAAGUUCAAGGAGUUCGUGCUGGAUUACCAGACCCCGGAGGACCUCAACACGCCGCUGCACCUUUCGAUCAUUGCUCAGCAGAACCGCAAUGAAAUCAUCCAGUUUUUGGUGGAGUCGGGAGCGGACUGCGACCUGCGCAACUCCAUGAACUUAACCGCCUCGGAGCUGGCGAUCAACUUGAACUUCAUCGAUGUGACGAAGUUCAUGCUGGCGGUUGAGUUCCGCAACCUUACGGACUAUCGAUGCUUCUACCGAUUGAUACGGCGCGGUUCGGUGCCGCUGCUGCAGCUCUUCCUCGAGCUGAAGUCGUUCGACAUCCACCAGCAGAUCGGGUACGUUUCGAGCGUGUGGCACGAGCUGUACGUGAAGAAUGUGCCACUGACGAAAAGCAUGGAGAACUUCCUCGAGUACCAGCUGCUGAAUUACAGCUACGCCUACCAUCAUCCGCCGGCGCACCGAUCGGACCGGCCAAAGUUUGACAAAGAGCUCGAACAGCGGAUCGAUCUGAUCGUGGAGUACACGCGCUACCUGACUAAGCACUAUGGCGCGACGGACAAUCUGAACGACUUCGAUGACAAGUUCCUGCUGGCCAUCAAGAUCGUGUACGACAAUCUGUUCUUUGUGCGGGAAAAGCGUGAGCUGGUUAGCCCGGUUCCGGUGGACGAAACCUGCCGCUUGUUAGCGGUGUUCCUGGCGAUCUUCAAAAAGGCGCCCCACUACGAGGUGUACAAGUUGAUUUUGAACAAGCGCACGGUGUUGCGGUUUCUCGCCGCCGUGAGCGAUGAGCUGGAGCGGAUCAAGUGCGAUUUGCUCGAGAAUCGCGGCCAGUCGAGAUGGACGAACGAGCUGUUCAUGUACCUCGUGUGGUGUAUCCGUGACGCUGCCCCGGCCAAGUCGACCAAGGCAAUCAACGCACAGUGGCGCAAAAAGUACGCCCUGAAGAAGAAGCUCAUCUACUACGUGAAAGCGCGGUUGAAGGCGAAUCCGGAAUUAAACGCGAUCCAGGCGCGCUAUGUGAACAAUCUUUCGAAACCAGAACUGGAGGUGCUUCGGCAGGAGCUGAGAAUGAAGGAAUUUGUAGCGCUGACGCGUACCGUAGGGCGCAAGAAUCGUGUCGUGUUCGGACAGGUGCGCAAAACCCAUGAUCACGUAACGCAACUGUACGCGAUCAAGAAGAUCUUGCGCUACUUGGAUGGCAUAGCGCGGGUUCAGCUGCCUCAAUACCAGGUGUCGGGAAUGUUGGCCAUUAAGCGCACGCUGCAGGUGCUUGCGGAAACGAUCGCGAGCACACGCUACUGUCCGGCGAUUGCGCGAAAGCUGGAGAACGUAGUGCAUAAGAUACUCCCACUGAACCUCGACGUGGACGUGCGAGAUUUCUACCAACCGAAUGUGUCGCUGUACAAGCUGUGCUCCGAUAAACUCGAGAACGGACGAUUGCUCCCGUUCGCGGAGGUGCAGUGUAGUUUGAAAUCUGUUCGACGGUACUUCGCUUAUGUGCAUGAUCUGAAAAUGCUGGAGGCGUACAAAUGCUACCUGGGUAACGUACAUCAGCUGAAGAAUCACCGUCAGGUUGCAAGCUACAACCAGUACGUGGGCGAUGCGAAUCGCUUGUACUUUGAAAAUCACACCCUAGAUGACUUGUACUUCGAGCUGGAGGAUUGUAUCCGCGUCGUCGAAGAGCUACAGGAAACGUUUAGCCAACAGCAGGAUGAGAAGAUAAGCGAUCUGUUGCGGUGCGUGUAUAGGCCACUCGCGCAGCGCUUCGAAUCGCUUACGAAGGGCGAAGGAAGUGACCGUGCUGCGCUGGCGUCAAUCAGUGCCAACUUUAGCACCGUGAUGCAGCUCUGCGGGACGGAGAUCGCAAUGGCAAAGGUACGCCGUAUAGUGGGCUCGUUCUUGGCCGAAAGCUACCCCAAGUAUGAUAUCUGCAACGACGAACAGCUGCUUCUGCUAAAUCCCAUCAUGCAGGAGCUGUUGCAUCUGUUCACGAACUAUCUGUAUCAGUACCAGAUGGAUGAGCGGGUAACGAAAAACUUUGUGACGAUGAUUGAGGUGCUGCACGUUAGCAGGUACAUCGCGGUCGAUCAUUUUCUGCCGGAACGAACGAAGCCGUUCGAUAACUUGAUGCACCAGAACUACACGAACGAUAUACUGAAGAAGUUCAAUCUGCAAAAUUUGAGCUCGAUUGAGUUUGCGGUGCUGCAUGAGCAGCUCUCGCAGAGUUACUACGACAAUUGCUACAACCUGGACAAGAAGUACGCAGUGCUGACGAUGUUCUUUAAGUCCACCAACCGGCAGGUGAAUGACGCAAUCCUAAAACGCAACAAGCGCAUGGACCGCGAAGAGUUCCAGUCGUUUCUGGAUGGGAAGCUGAAAUUUAUUGGACAGUUUUUGCCUUGUAACGACUUCAACGAGGUGACGCAGUUUAUCAAUGAGGCCGCUCCGCACGUGGAGUAUGCCCUGGAGUACUGUCUGUUAGAGUUGUGUGAGGUGCUGACCGAUCUCGGAAUCUUCCAGGAUAAUCAGUACGUGUUGAAGUUGCAGUCGGCUAAUGUGAGUGGACGCAACCUGCAUGACUACUUGCGGCAGGACACGCUGGAGUACGACAUGCUGACGCUGACGCACAGCACCAAGGUGAAGGUAUUUUUGAACGGGUUGAUUUUUAAGAGCAACGAUUUCAAGUUGUACCAACCGCUUAGCGGCCAGAAAGCGAACGCAGACGAGCUACUGGCCAUCAACGAGAAUCUGACAAACAACUACAAGAUGCGCUGGAGCUGGGUGGAGCAGCAGGAGCGACUGUUCAAAUCAGUUGAAACAAUCGAUCUGAAGUUGCUACAGGCGCUUACGCCCGACUACGCGGACAUUCGGGGCAUGCGGUUAGGUGUGCUGUGCGACGGAACUCCUUCUACGGAGUAUGAGAUCAUCGAUCACACGAUACGGAACAACCUGAAGCAGAUGGUCGACUACUUGUCGGAGGAACUGCAAGCGAUAUCGUACGAGAAAAAGCAGUUCUUCCAGUACGUCCUGGUGCGAAGCUCAAACUCACUGUUCAUCGAUGCGCACUUUAGUCUAACCACGGUGCAGGAGCGACAAGCCACGAUCCUGUUUAUGGCGCUAUACUUUCGCGCCUACGACGUGUUCCUCGAGUGCGUCAAGCGCUUUGAACUGACGGUGAACCUCGGCAAAAUCAUCAAGUACCUCAACCUCGAGUUCAUCGAGAAGAUCGCCAAACAGAUGAAGGACAUUAGCUGGAAUUGCCAGGACGGCAACGGUACGACAGUGUUGGACCAGUGCGUGCAGAAAGGUGACCUGGCGGCCGUGAAGAAACUGCUCAAGCUGGGUGUGGACAUUUGCUCCCAAACAGCCGACGGUACUUCUGCGCUGCAUCGAGCGUGUUGUCUGGGUCACACGGAGAUCGCUCGGCUCUUAGUGAAACAGCACGUUCCGCUAACCACGUUGAGUGGCACGGAUCGGUUGCCGUUGCACUACGCGAUCCAGUACCACGAGAACGAGCUCCUGCCAGUGCUCUGCAGUGACGAUAUCGACGUCGAUUCCGAAAGCCACCGGUUGGUGAAGCGCACGAUAAAGUACGGCAAUUUCGAAGCGCUCAAAUUCCUGGUCGACACACGACAGGCGAAGCUGUGUUUCGUGGAUAAGCAGAAGAACACUGUUCUGCAUUUGUGCGCGAAAUACGGGCGGUUGGAAAUGUUGCACUAUCUCUUCGAUAACCAUCAGGCGGUCAUCAUGGACGGGGACCUACUGAAUCGGCGCAAUGUCAACUCGAAGACAGUUCUUCACCUUGCCGUACAGAACCGCCAGACGGCGAUGGUCACGUUACUGUUGGCGCAGGGUGUAGAUCCUUCUCCGGCAGAUGAUACCGGUCGUUCGGCGUACGAGUGGGCCGUGCAGCAGAACAGCAUGGGCAUCAUGAAGGCAUUCGUGAAGCAUAAUCCGUCCCAACGAUCGUUCCUUUCAACAGCCGGCGGGAACAGCGCAUCACACCCGUUGACAAUCGCGAUCGAGCAACGAAACGUGCGCGUGCUAAAGUUCCUGCUUCGCAACGGAUGCAGCUUGACGGGAGAGUCUCUUUGUCUGAUGAAGGCGGUGUACACGCGAUCGCUGGAAUUGGUGCGUUUUAUCGUGGAACAGUGCAAAGCGGUGGUGCAGUACCGAGAUCCUUACGAUAGCACCGCUCUGCAUGUGGCGAUCGCAAUUGAGUGUAACGAGAUCGCAGCUUAUCUGAUUGAAUCGGGUGCGGACAUCAACGCCAUUAGCAAGUUUGGUGACACACCGCUGCACAUUGCCGCACGCCACGGUAACAUUGUGGCCGCUCGUAUGCUUCUUCUCAAGUAUGCUACCAUCGACGAACGAAAUGCGUCAGGCCUGACGCCACUGAUGCAGGCCAUGUACACGCGCAAUCUGGACAUCAUGAAGCUGCUGAUAGGGGCAGGCGCCAAUAUAGACCUACUGAAGCUACACCUGGUAGAGAUCGAACAGCUCGCCAAGCUGCCUGCCAUUCAUAUGUUUGUGGAUCACUAUGGGCUAUUAGAGUUUAUGAUCCUGCAGUUGCAGUACGAUCCGAGCGUGCGCGAUGCUCGCAAUCAGCAGAGCCUGUUGCACAAAGCGUGCUACACGAACAAUCUGCAGGUCGUGCAGUUUCUAGUCGACUGGUGCCGGUUGCAGACGGAACAGCAGGACGCGAACGGCCGCACGCCACUGGCUGUUGCGAACGAAUGCAAGAACUACGAGGUGGCCGAGUUUCUGCGAAGCAAGAAGCGGAAAAAAUCUCAAAUCGCCCCUCAGCGGUACUUCGAUCCGGCGAGCAUGAUGUAA
Anopheles nili is the source of this 4920-nucleotide messenger RNA. RefSeq lists its product as uncharacterized. The record is from RefSeq and is a predicted model, not a curated record. NCBI's taxonomy places the organism in Eukaryota, Metazoa, Arthropoda, Insecta, Diptera, Culicidae. Gene Ontology annotation, molecular function: protein binding. The transcript has a single exon. The coding region runs from base 1 to 4920 and encodes 1639 amino acids.